Messenger RNA from Eublepharis macularius, 1554 nucleotides. It is a transcript of the gene MYOZ1, whose product is annotated as myozenin 1. Gene Ontology annotation, cellular component: actin cytoskeleton; Z disc. The transcript is spliced from 6 exons. Lineage: Eukaryota; Metazoa; Chordata; Lepidosauria; Squamata; Eublepharidae. Gene Ontology annotation, molecular function: FATZ binding; telethonin binding; actin binding. The coding region runs from base 233 to 1180 and encodes 315 amino acids. The record is from RefSeq and is a predicted model, not a curated record.
AGAGUCAAAUUCACAGCACUCCGCAUCAGCACUUUGUGCUGUGCAGACCCUGAUCUGGGAGGGUGUGGGCCCUGGAAUAACCAGGGGAGGGGGGAUCAAGAACCUGCCGAGUCUCCUGCAAAACCACCCAAACAAGGAACGCCAGAGACCCCGGCCCUUGCUCUUGCUCCUGGAGGCUCCGUGGAGUGGUCUGUGUAUGUGUAUCUGAGGCUAAGAAAAUCCCUUGCACAGCAUGCCUCUUGCAGGAACCCCGGCUCCCAACAAGAAGAGAAAGCCUACUAAGCUUAUUUUAGAAUUAACCCAAGAAGUCAUGCCACAAGAAGGGUCCAAGCUGAACCUGGGGAAGAAGAUCAGCAUCCCCAAGGAUGUGAUGCUAGAAGAGCUCUCCCUCCUCACCAACAAGGGAUCCAAGAUGUUCAAACUUCGCCAGAUGAGGGUGGAGAAAUUCAUAUAUGAAAAUAACCCAGAUGCCUUCAUUGACAAUUCUGUGGAUAAUUUUCAGAGGUUCAUCCCAUCUGUCGGGGGACAUUAUGGAGUUGAUGCUCACAGUUACUCCCACAGUGGUGGGAGGAUGGUGAGCGGCGUAACUGUAGGGCCGUAUGGAUCCAGUAAACUGCAGUUCCCUCCCAUCCCUCCUCCAAAACCGGGGAGCAAAGGUGGAGCUGGAGGAACGGGAGCUGGAGGAACGGGAGCUGGAGGAACUGGAGCCGGGCACCCUGAUGGCACUGCAGGCACAGGGGGAGGAAUAGAUGGCGGAGGAAGUCAGAGCACUGGCGGAAAAGAUGACAAUAAGGCUGGGAGUGGGAAACACAUCACCAUUUUCAAGACCUAUAUCUCUCCAUGGGAAAGAGCGCUUGGCCUCACCCCUCAAGAGAAAAGUCAAUUCAUUAUUGACCUCUUGUCUUAUGGCACCAAAGGAGAUCUCUGCCAUUACAAAUCUUUUAACAGGACUGCAGUUCCUUAUGGGGGAUACGAGAAGGCAGCCAAGCUGAUGACCUUCCAAAUGCCUGAGUUUGAUGCUGGCCCCUUGGUGCCCGAGCCUGUCAUUGUGUAUAAUCAAGAAGUCUCCAACAGACCUUCUUUCAACAGAACCCCAGUCCCUUGGCUGGCGUCAGGAGAACCUGCAGAAUACAGCAUUGAGGUGAACGUGCCGCUGGCAGGUGAAACAGAAGAGUUAUAAGACCUCCCCCUCGACACCUUUCUACCUAAUCUGCUCACUUACAAGUCUGUGACAAGGAAUUGACAUAUACACUUCCCGGUCCUGAGAUUCCUCCUCAUCUUUGCCCUUAGAACAGCUGAGUUCCCAGUAGGUUCUAACAUAACUUUGCUGUGGUAUUUAUCUGUAUCAGAGGUAGACGAAGGAGAGUGCUAGUGUGAGAAGGAAGGAAAGAAUGAGUGAAUGAAUGAAUGCAAGAGAAAUGCCAUCUAUAUUUGCCCACCAAGACAAAAAGACAGUUUUAGGGUGUCCAAAGAUACUAAACGCUGCCUGCCUGCUCUGUAUCGAUCUUCUUCUGUCAUUCAGCAAAAAACAAAUAAAGCAUCUAGAAAGUAAAA